CCAAAAAAUAAUCAGAAUUCGUGGGAUCUCAACACAUUGACAUUUCGUGUAAUAAGCAUUAAACACAUAACACAAGCAAAGCUUUUUCGUGAAGCAAAAUUAAAAUCAAAAUCAAAAUCAAUCAUCACCUUCUCCGAUCCAAGAUUUUGUUCUCGAAACAAAAUAAAGUUCACCUAUCAAAAAUGUUGCAGCAUCAGCAGCAGCAGCCGCCUCCUCACCGUCCUCGUCGACGCUGCGAGGGCACUGCCAUGGGCGCUAUCGUACUCGAUCUUCGCCCUGGUCUUGGUAUUGGUCCUUUCUCCCUCGGUAUGCCUAUAUGCGAAGCUUUUGCCCAAAUUGAACAGCAACCUAACAUAUACGACGUCGUUCAUGUCAAGUACUACGAUGAGGAGCCUCUUAAACUAGAUGUUGUGAUCAGCUUUCCUGAUCAUGGUUUUCACCUUCGUUUCGAUCCUUGGUCCCAGAGGCUACGCUUGAUUGAAAUAUAUGAUGUCAAGCGCCUUCAAAUGCGCUAUGCCACUUCACUUAUCGGGGGGCCAUCCACAUUAGCUACUUUUGUGGCUGUAUAUGCUCUAUUUGGUCCAACCUUUCCCGGUAUUUAUGACAAAGAUAGAGGAGUCUACACUCUUUUUUACCCAGGCCUAUCCUUUGCUUUUCCAAUUCCUGGCCAAUAUACUGAUUGCUGCCAUGAUGGAGAAGCGGAACUCCCAUUGGAGUUUCCAGAUGGCACCACACCAGUGACUUGUCGAGUUUCUAUAUAUGAUAGUUCUACUGACAAAAAAGUUGGAGUUGGAUCCUUAAUGGAUAAGGCUUCUUCGCCUCCAUUACCUGCUGGCAGCCUUUACAUGGAAGAGGUGCAUGCGAAGCUUGGUGAAGAGCUAUAUUUUGCGACAGGGGGACAACAUAUUCCCUUUGGUGCAUCACCGCAGGAUGUAUGGACUGAAUUAGGUCGUCCCUGUGGAAUUCAUCAAAAACAGGUGGAUCAAAUGGUCAUUCAUUCUGCCUUGGACCCUCGUCCACGGACCACACUUUGCGGAGAUUACUUCUAUAACUAUUUCACUCGUGGUUUGGAUAUCUUGUUUGAUGGACAGACUCAUAAGAUCAAGAAGUUUGUUUUGCAUACAAACUAUCCUGGUCAUCCAGAUUUUAAUUCAUACAUAAAGUGCAACUUUUUGAUUCAAGUCAAUAACUCUAAACAUAUCACGCCAAGCACAAAAUGGGACCAGGUUAAGGAAAUCCUUGGGGACUGUGGACGAGCAGCUAUUCAAACACAGGGUUCUACAAGUAAUCCUUUUGGAUCCACAUUUGUGUAUGGCUACCAGAAUAUCGCCUUUGAGGUGAUGAAAAAUGGUUACAUUGCAACUGUAACACUCUUCCAAUCAUGAUCAUUCUCUUCUCUGCAUUUAUGCUGCCACUUUUCUGGAAUGGGUGGAUAUUGUACAGCAAAUUUAGCAUAAAGCAGGAAGGACUGCCAUCAUCGCAUCAUAAUUCCCCACAUUGGUAUUGUUUAUAACUGUAUCACUUUCGUUCAUUUGUACAUAUAAUUAGAAUCUUUUCUUUAAUUAAGUAAAUUAUGUAAUGUUUCGACUUGUUCGAGCUUAAUUACUUGAUUUCAUA
Molecule: messenger RNA, 1617 nt
Organism: Mercurialis annua (annual mercury)
Lineage: Eukaryota; Viridiplantae; Streptophyta; Magnoliopsida; Malpighiales; Euphorbiaceae
Product: PHAF1 protein At3g51130
Exons: 15
Coding region: 183-1385 (400 amino acids)
Source: RefSeq, a predicted model, not a curated record